CUGUUUGAUUGUCUUCUUAAGGUUUAUUCAAGUUGUGGUGGUGAUGAGUUUACAGUUGAAGAUGACGACUCAGGCCGCGUGAUCUCUUGUAUUAAGUGUUCUAAGUAUAUGUGUAAACCUGGCUUUGGACUGUCUCCUCAGUGUGGUGAAAUAGUAAAACUAACUGACGUAAAAAAAAUAGGUUGUCGGCAAUGUCAAGUUGGAAAAACGUACUCUGAUACCAAUAAAGAUUAUAGUUCUUGCAAGCCAUGUCAAAUAUGUCCAGACUCUCAUACAGUAGUGAGAAACUGCACUUUGAAAGCCAAUUCGGAAUGUAGUCGAGACUGUGGGAAGAAGUUCUAUUUUGAGGAAACAACAGGGUCCUGCAAGCGAUGCUCAUUUUGUUGUCAUGGAAAGAACGAAAAAAAAGAUGACUGUAAAGAUAUGCCCUUCUACGAGCAGUGUGAUGCUAAUCUCCCCCUGAAAACUAUUAAUGACUGUAAACCGAAAUGCAAAGAUAAUCAGUACAUUGUAAUGACCAAGAAUGGUUCACACUGUGAGGACUGUAAACACUGUCCUCUUGGAACUUCCCCAUCUAUAAAAUGUGGAAGUAUGGUGGAAAGUACUGCUGGCAUUAAAUGUUUAGGAUGUGAGGCAGGUCAGACAUUUUCAGACAAGCUAGACACUGGUUCCUGUAAAACGUGUACUAAAUGUUCUAUUGGACAGAAAGAACUGAUACCAUGUAAUGUGACAAGGGAUAGAGCAUGUGGUGAGUGUGAUAAAGGGUUUUAUAAAGAUCACACUAGUAAUUCAUGCAUGCCAUGUUCAGCAUGCUGUAAUGAUGACGAAGAUGUACGUGUUGAAAAAUGUGCAGAAGAAAACAUGCCAUUAAGUCUGCAGUGUAGUUAUACUAGGAGAGCUAUCAGUGUUUGUCAACAAAAGAUACAAGAAAAUACAAAGCAGGAAGACUCCAGAAGCUUGUUAGCUGUUUAUAUAGCCGCUGGUGUUACAAUGGGACUUGCGACUUCAAUUCUCAUAAUGCUAUUGUUGAGGUGGAGACAUCAAAGGUACAAGAGGCUGUCAGGAAGUCAUUCACUUACAAUGCUACUUCCAUCUGAAGAAGAACAAGAAGAAGAAGGUUACUAUAUUCAUUAUUCAUCCAGUUAAAUAUUUUGUGCUUUUUAAUAGGUUCAAAGCCCCCAACCGCCGUUGGCCAAAUUUAGAUGAUGUUAGUUAUAUGCAAUUGAUCUAAUGGUAUAUUUUCGUGGAAAUGAGGUUGACCAAUGGUAUAUUUGCUUGGAAACAAGGCCUUCACCUCAGUGGAUAACAUUCCCUGGAUUUGCAUAAUUCUUGACACCAUACACAGCCUCAUUCAAUAUAAUUGCUAAAUAUAUUCAAUAUAUGUAGCAACAUGCAUAUUUUCCACACCAUUCUCUGAACAUUCUUUGUGAUUAUGUCAAGAAGAAAUUGAUAAGAAACCAUGAUAUUUUUCCUUGGCAAUCAUUUACUUUACUCCCAUAACCUUAGUUAAUGUUUGAUUGAGCUGUGUUAGUUUUAAGGAGAAACAAGGUACUUGUCACUUGAAAGGCUUGAAGGACCUACCCAUCCCCUAAGCCAACAUUAACACUUACUUCUCACUUACAACAAAAAUAUUGGCUUAGGGGAGGGGUAGGUGGGCAGUUUUUCAGAAACGUAUAAAGAUCCUUUUAGGAUUACAAGACACAAAUGUAGCAAUGAUAAAAGGUCUAAUCAGGUGGGGUGCUGCAGAAACUUCAACUCUAAAAUGUAGACACAGCUUUUUAUGGUAUUAUGGCUGCUAAUAUUUAAAAUUCAAAUCAAAUUUACACAAAUUGCCCAAUGACCAUGAAAAUACCAGUCUGCGCGCUUAAUUAAAUUAAGCUAAUAAUUAAGCUAAGAAUUAAUUAGGGAACACAGAAAAGAAGUAUUGAUGGCCAGUCUGUAUAUAUCCCUAUUGUGGACCUUGUCCCAACCAGUGUCCUGACAAACAAUAGUACCAGCCUGCAUUUCAUAUAUUUUUUGUUAUUUUCUAUUAUAGCAACGAGCCAUUCUUGCACGAAACUUGAGGAUCCAACAGUAAAUGUUUCACAGGAGACUUUAUCCUUUGAAAAAUGUGGAGUCUUACUUCAUUUCAAUGAUCCACAUAGCUUCUUUAAUGAUGCUCAACAGAUAAGAGUAGAAAUAUGUUGGGAUCAAACUUCUUUUCCCGCUUCGAAUCAAGAUGAAGUGCAACUCAGUCCCAUUAUUAAGUUUCACCCUUAUGGCAUAAGACUGUCGAAGCCUGUGCAAAUUAGAAUACCACACAGUGCACUAGUAUUUUUUACGCAUGGUUGGAAUAUAAAACUCAAAAGUUCAGCAUUUCAAAAUGAAAUAAAUGAAUGGAGGGAUGAGGAAGUGGAUGAAAUAAGUAACAAUGAUGUUUGCUACCACGUGGAUUGUCUCCUAUCCUAUGUUGUUGUUGGUACACCAGCGUUCAAUUCCAAACCAAACAAAAAGCGUUUCAAGUGUGCAGUUUUUGGUGGUGAAGGCAAAGUUGGUGAGAACUAUACAGCAUAUCUGUAUGUGUUUGAUGACUGCGAAGCAUCGCUUGAGGUAACUUCUUGUCUGUGGCUCAUAGUUAACAGUCUCUGACACAUAGGGGUGCACAAAGGCUGUCUAAUACUUUAGUGAAUUCGAUUUUAUGUUUUUUGUUGGAAUGCUUCAAAUUCACUUGCAUCCCUCUAGUAAAUACAUGUAAGAACUGAGUAAAACUAUCAUUAAUUCCAGACAGAUUGAUUAUGUGUACUAUACAGUACUCCUCUCCCCCCCCCCAACGCUAUUGAUUAUCAUGGUCACAACAACCAAAAUAGUGUUACAAAAAAAUUCCAAGAAACCUUUUCACCAAAUUGUUACAUGUAGACUGCAUGCAAAAUAUUAUAAUGUCUGUCCUUUAAGAGUUUUUCCCCCAAUCUUCUUAAAGAAAAAUAAAUCGAUGCUAUAUUUCACAUUAUUAUUUUCUUUCCAUUUUCAGAAAAUAAUGGAGGAAGAAAAGUCUAAGAAUAGGAUUCUUCUGGGAUCUCUUCAGUCUUUAUAUGUCGAGACUGUACAGGAUACUGAUAUCAAGAUUUCUGUUAAACAACUUGUUCAAGGAUGGAAGGAAGCAUGCAUAAAUCCACAGGUUAUUUAAUACUCUCUGCAAUGAGUCCUACAAAUUAUACAUUAUUAUUACCCCGGUAAUGGUAUACACUAUGUUUGUACAGCUUCUUAGACUAACGUUUGAUGCUGACAGGUGUCACUUCUGCAGGUUUACAGAAGCUAAACUUAAUAAAAAAUAAAAAUUAGUGAUGGUUAUGAUGAAAAAACAGGUUAGGUGCAUGGUCUACAGGAGGUAUCUCCCACAACAAGUUUAUUUAAAUUUUGUUAACCAUUUAUUUAAAAAAAAAAUGAAUGAUUUAUUCAUCAUAAAUCAUAAAAUUUAAUGUUUUAAUAUAUUAGAAAUUAAGAGUGCAUGUACUGUUUAUAUUUUUACACAGGUGAUAACACACAAGAGUUUGAAGGACUCCUACACAACAAUACCAAAAUCAGAGAUAUUGUUUGAACAUGACAAUGGUAGAAACCGAGACUUUCACUGUACUCUUGAACUAACAGCAGACAACGCAGCAACAAAACUUUCUGCAGUGGCUUCAAUCAAAGAUGUGAGUUUCACUUAAGUUUAAUUUCAAACCUUAAUUCAGUGAACAUUUUCUUUGCUCCUGUGGACAAAGGAGGCAAAUUCAUGCUUGAGUUGCAAAAUACAGUCAUUUCUCUGAAACUGUCCACACAAACAAUAAACUCAUUUAAAUGAGUAUUCAUACUGGAAUAAAAUACAGGAAAGGCCUUCAUCAAACAAAAAUAAUACUGGUGUAUAUACAAUUAAUACAAUGUUUAAUAAUAUGUACCUUUAAAAUUACAUUAAUUUGAAUUUUCUGCAGGAUCCAUUUAGGAGAUACCAAGAGAGCAACCAGGGCCUCGGUCAUAAUGAUCUGAUGGUGACUGGGAGAAGUCUUUGCGGUAAGUUGUUCUGCCUACAAGAUAGACAUGUUUACUGAGACAUUAGCCAACCUUUAACACCACACUAUAUCCUAUACCGCACCACAUACAUUCUAAUAUAUUAUAGACUUAACUUGCUUACAACCUAGGCUUCUUGCAGUCAGGUCCUAGCUUAUCACUACAUACAAAAUUUAAGUUUAUUCUGAAGUCAUUCUCAUUCAAAGUAACUAAAUAUGAAACAGUUUAAGGUAUACAUACGGCUAAAAUGGGCAACAAAAUGACCUGUCUUGAAGUAUUUUAGCUUCUUUUCUUUUCUUGGUUUUGAUUAUUGUAGAAUCCGACUUUUUCACAUUUUAGCCGUACAUAGCACCUUAAGCUACAUACCACUAAACAAAGCACAUUUUAAAACAUAUCAAAAUAUUUUCCCCUAUUGUGUAAUCAGUUUCACACAAAUCCUGAGUAACCAACUGGCAACUUACAACUGAUGCUGAUCUUGUAGAUCCCUUGAUCACCGAUGAGAGCAGAACAUCAAUCUGCUUCCAUGAAAUUCCAAAGGAGGUACUACAAGCUGUUGCCAUAAAACUGGACCUCUCAUGCAGAGGAGUGGGAAACUGGAGACACGUUGCAGUACACCUAGGCUUCACAGAAAAGGAGAUUGAUGACUUUAGAGCAGAAUUGUCGACUCCUGAUGGCAGUCCAUGCACAGUGAUGCUUCAUGCUCUUCAAGAAAAGCAACCAAAGUUUACUGUAGCAGAGUUUGUACGCAUUCUCCAAACUCGCAAAAUUCAGCGAUUUGAUGUGGUCAAUAUCCUAGAGCCUUAUGUGUAUGAGCUCAUUUCCAGUUUUACUGAAAAAUAAGAAAAUUCUCAACUGUACUGAUGAAGGAUAACUUGAAGAAAAAGAGCACCAAUAACACAACAACUAAUAAAGACACUGUCAGAUAUCAAAAAUAUUUACAAGCCCACCCCCCAAGAUUGCAUGAUGCAUAGGUGGGUCUAUGUGGGAAUGCAAGUACAAGGAUAUAGAGACCUACAUUGCCAGGGUUUCAUCUUCAUUUUACUUACUGGUAGAGCUUAAUGUUCUUUGACUAUUAAAUUUGUGUAUUCAGUGGUUGACGGAAUUUCUCAAAAUAAGAACCUGAUCAAAAUUGUAGGUAAAAACAGGUUGUUAUGUAUAAGGGGUCUAAAUGGACAAUCUUAGCCUAACAGGUUCUUCUGUUAGAAUCUAGGUUCUUGUACACAGGUUUUUACUGUAUUGACUGGUAUAGAGUGCAUUUCACACAUCUGUGUUAAUGAGAAUGACAUUACAAUAACCACCAUGAUAUAGGGAUCUAUAUCUACUACAAGCAUAAACCAAACUAGGCCAAAAACCAUUUUGAUCAACUUUGGAGUUAACGAAUGGGACAAACUUGAACUAGAAGUAACACAGUCACAGGAUUUAUCUUUUGUGAACAAUUCUAAACCAAGUAAUCUGAAGUAAUUUUGUUUUUUUUUUCACCUUUUUUAUGAUAUUAACUUCAUUUUCCUAAAAUUACCAGUUUCAUGAAAAAGAUCACAGCAACCCCAACCCCCUAUAUAUCACGUGAGUGAGUGUAGGUUCCUGCUUAAUAAAUUACUGAUUAUAUUGUUUAUUUCGUUUUCUCUACUGUCAUCAAAAUUAAAUAAGCCCCAUAGGGGCCAUGUGUUAAUAUUAAUGCCCACCAACAAUGGGAUCACAGUUGUCUUUUAAGCUGGGCUGAGCUAGGUACUUGGUAUGCAAAAUAAAGUUAACUUUAUAUCAUCAAUAGCUGUCAUACUUCCCGUGUUGUGAUUAAUACUUUUAUGUUUAACUGUCAUUUUCACACACAACCCAUAGUUAAAAAUAAAUCACAAUAAAAGGAAAUUAAAUAGCAUUCCUGAACAAGCUGAAAGGUGACAAGGGAGAGUUAGAAGGGUCCCUUUUCCCUACCUCUGUAUUGGUGCUCACAAAGCCUUGACAUAUAUGUUUACUUUCUGCCACAAUAGCCCAUUUGCAUAAAGAGGUCAUGUGACAUCAUUUUUAUGAAAAGGAAAGUUAUAUGAUUUUGCCUUCGAAAAACGUUUAGUAGGUCAUAUCUUAAACAAAAUAAUAGUGAUUUGGUCUUUCAAACCCACACCAUUCUCUGAAAAUGAGUAAGUUCGUAGCUGGUCAUGUGACCAAAAUGUGAUUUUUUAAAUUAUGCACUUAAACUUCAAGGAUAAUGUUGAAAAAAUGAUGUAGUAACGUUUACAGCACAUCUGAGCGUAACUACGAUUACGUUUAACAAGAUAUUUUGUGGAAAACCUGCAAAAUAGCUUUAGCUAAGUGUUUCUCCCAAGUCAAAUAAAGAUUAUGUUAUGUUAUACAAGCACAAAAGUAGUUUUGGCUGUCAUGUUGGAGGGCAACGGUAUGCCCUCCAACAUGGCUGCCAAGACAAAUUUAAUACUUUGUUGAAAAUCAAAGUGCCAUAAAAUUAAUAUCUCCCUUGAAUGCAUUUCCUCUGAAAAUUCGGGUGUAAGAUAAUUUUUGUUAAUUUUCGGCAUCAGCAAGAUUCCAAAUCAUUGUUUAUAAAGGAAGAAUUGGAGACUAUGAUUAUUGACUUGACAGGGAAUAAGCCACGGCAUCGUCCCAGAAUACAAAGAGGCCUCUGCAGAGCAGAGAGCUCUUAGUCCAGAUGGCUUAUUCCCUAUCAAGUCAAUAAUCAUAGUCUCCAUGAUUUCCGUGUCUACUUUGCCUCUCGUGCCACGUUCUGGCAAUUCCAGCCCUUUUCCCGUCCUAUUCUUCUCGCAUUUUUAAAGGUAAUCACUUUUGUUAAUAAUAUUACGGGCGCCACAAUUCUAGCUCAUUUGAGUUUUAAUACGGUCGGAAGAACGUGAAUGGCUAGAUUAUCAUAUAUAGAGAAUACUUCAUGUGCUGGAGUGCGGCAUUUACGCACGAGUUGUUUACGUAUCAGAAAUCGAACGAGUGGGCGCAGCGAACGAGUAAGAUUUCUGGUACAAAAACAACAAGUGCGCACUUAAGAGGCCCUGCGCCUAAGAAACGACCGAUGAUUUUCGGCUAAAAAAUAAAAUCGGCCGAUUUUUAUCUCCCAAGUAGAGGUUACCGAAUACUAUUCAAAAAUGAAUUUCUUUUGUUUCAGUUUCGCUUUAAACGAGAAAUAUCGAGCCGCAAACUUUUUCCGUCUGAUAGCAGCCAAAUCAGGCCUAAAAUAAGCCCUCGCAAAAAACGGUUCAGAAAUCACUAUCGCAACGCAAAAUAAUGAGAAAACUACACAGUGAUGAAGAAAAAGGCCUUUUAAUGCAAUAUCAUUCGAUGAACAUCGAAAAACGUCCGAAGUGAAUAAAAAAUAAAUUUUCAAAUAUUGCAUACUAAAUUAGAUAGAGCGCUGGAGCUGAUUUUAAAAUAAUUAUUUAUCAAAAGUCCAACGCUGUUGAAAGCAAUCACAGUGAUGAAUCAGACAUUGGAGGAAUAUACAUUACGAUUCUGGAAAAACAUUUUUCGGCCAAAGUAUAUUGACGUUGUACAAAACGGUCAAAGUUACCGUGUUUACCGUUAUCUUGCUACUUCGGCGAAACACUUCUCUGUUGCCAAUACGGCCGUGGAUAGCGUGGUAAACACCACUUUAAUCCUUGCUAGGCGCUCAGAGACCAUCCUAAGUAGAAGUAUAUAGAAUUAAAAGGGAAAGGAAAAUUAAAGAUACGCAGAAAAAGAAAAUAACUCGAAAUUACCAUCUUCUAAGGAGAGUUGAAUCUUGGAAAUGUUGUCGCGUGACAGCGUUCAUUUGCCCAAACUGGAGCGGAAUCCAAACAAAUGCGUGAAAUAUAAGUUAAAAAAAAAAAACAAUCUUUCUAUCACCAGAAAUCGUGAAGUGAAAAAGCUUUAUGUUGUUCCUAUUAAUGAUGAUGAAUUCAGCAUCACUCUAAGUGCUUUGAAUGUGGGCUGCAUGUAUUUCGUUACAUACAUUCCAACGGACGUUACGGGUCAGCGCGUGUAGAGGUCAGCGGACCUAAAUUGGAGAGCAACGCCAUGCUAGGGGGGAGGUGGGGGGUAUUGGGGGUACCCAAUAGCGCAAUACCUUAAGAAAAAUUGGGAAAAACCGAAAUACCGUGUCAAAAAUCGACGAAAUACUGAUACCGCAUUUAUUUUCGGUCACGCUUACUUAAAGUUGUAUCCAUCUCGCGUGUUUGUUUAUCUCAAAGACAUUUGCGGGUAUUUCGAAAUACCUUACAAAUCUAGAGAUCUAAAAAGAGACCUUUUAGCCAAGGUUUCAGAACUUGUAAAGGAAUGUGACUGAGUGCAGCAAAAAUAAUUUCAUUCUGCAACUUUCCUGCGCAAGAGUUUGAGUGCAUGGUAUGCUGUCCAAUUUUAUAUGACAAGUUGUGCGUAGUGCAUUGGUUAUUAUUAUCUAAAUAUCGUAAAUAUUAUUGUGGAAACAAAUUCUGAAGCAUUUUAUAAAAUGAAGUUGCAAAAUGAGUGAGGCACUUUCAUCGAUUUAAAAAUCCUACCGGUCUCCUAUCCUUUUUUAUGAUGUCCUCCCCGAUAUUUGGGUGACCCUAUUCAGCAGAAUGGCGGAAUACAUGUAAUAUUGUUAAAUACGGAAUAUACGGAAUACUCUAAAACAUGGAAUAUACAGAAUAUUCUGUAUUUGAUUUGAACUGGACUGACAAAAAGGCAGAGGCAAAGAAUACUCGGUUGUUUUGAAAUAUAAAAGAAAGAAAUUUUUGUACUGCCGUAAGCCACACUAUAGACCUUAUGACGGUUUUGAAAGCCAUCUUGACGGGUGAAGGGUCUUAGCUUGUAUCACGGGAAUCUAAUGUCGGAUAAUUUUCAUAAAACGGCUGUUCUAAAAAAAAGAAGAAUUGUCAACUUAAGCUUGACGGAAUUAUACUAACAAUUAAUGGUGGCCGCACCUGCGCCUAAAUUUGUCCGGUCGCUUUCUUUAGAUUUUCCAGACAUUUGUCCGCACUUUUCCUGGGAAAUUUUAGUCGGCAAGAACGAGAAAAAAUUACACACAACACUGUAUAUUUUCACGCGGUUGUUUAACCGUCAAGAUGUCCUCCAAAACAGUUAUUUGAUUUAGCGCCCCUUCCAAUAAGCGCUCCCCCUUUCGAAUAAGCGCCCCCUUCAAAUGUGUUUUGUUAAUAAGCGCUCCCAUUCUAAUAUUAUAUAAGAGUUCGGGUACGUAUCAACCGAGGUUCAUCUUCAUUUAAUAGCUCACAAAUGAACGUGGUAUUUCCACAUUACAAAAACAGUGGUUUGAUGUCCAUGUGAGUGCAUAAAGUCUUCAAAGGAAUGAUCUCUGUUUCAAAUUUUGUGGCGAUUGCUCGGCUGGUCGUUCUGGCGAGGAAGGAUCCAGGGACAACAAGUCCGUUUUCCAGUCUCCUUGAUCCAUUACCUUAAUUGACUUGCACUUUGUUCUUACUGCGAGUUUUUUUUAAGAAAAGUGACAUAUAAGGAAGGAAAGUUCCAUCGGCAAAUGCCCAACAUGAGUUUCAAGGUAAGUCCCUCACGUUAACUGAGCAUUCACCGCCGGCAGUAUUUGUUACUGUUUCAGUUUCAAAGAUUGUUCGUUUUUAAAUAAAUAUUAAAGGUUUUUUUUUUAACAUUUGGUUGUUUCUCUAAAAAGAAAUAAGCGCCCUGUCCCGAAUAAGCGUCCUCCCUUGAGCAUGUUAAGGCACCAAAAGUAAAUAAGCUGCCUCGGCGCUAAAUCGAGUCAUUACGGUAAGUCAAUUAGCUUCAAUUUUUUUACUUGUCACGCGCUUAAAACAUGGUUCGAGUUAUUGAGGGUAAAAUUAUAUAGAAAUGAUCUGAAGGGAAACAAAAAUUAGUAUUACUUCGAGUUAGCACGAGGUUCGAGUCGGUAGCGAGGGUUCGGGUUGUUGGAGUCGACUGCUUUUUAAACGAUUUGUCUCUUAUCCUGCGUUUUAGAGUAUUCCAUGAUUCCAUAUUUUAGAAUAUUCCGUGUAUUCCGCCAUUCCGUUCCAUCAUUCCGUCAGUCCGCCAUUCCACUGAAUAGCGUCACUCCCGAAGUUUUGAUGUCCAAGAAAAUACUAAACGCGGGGCUAAUCAGUGUGCUAAGAAUUGAAUCUGUUGGCUACAUUUUAUAGCGCCAGAUACUAGUCCUUUGAGGAAAAAACAAAAAAAACAAAAAAAAAAAACCUAAUUCUUGGGCGUAAUGAACUCAGUUUUCGCGACCAAGAUGUUCCUCGUUCCUGCUGGGAGCGACAGUACUCUAACAUCUCUCUUUUUUCCCUUGAAGGCAGACAUUGGACAUCGACAUGAAUGAUUCUCGCCCGAGUAAAAAAAAACAUCGGGUCAGAUAUCUUUCAAUAGACCGCUGGCCAGAAGCGUCGACUCGUGACCCCACAACGCUCAGAUCACGCUGAGGCCAAAACGGUGCGGCGGUUCGGGAACUUUUUCUUUUUAAGUCACCAUCGUUUGAGAAAAAAUAACAUUACAUUGUUUCACUUAAUGCUUUCUGGCCGCGAAGAAGUUGUUUUCGUAUUUGUGCAUUCGUUAGAUUCCGCCGCCGUUUAGACAAAUGACGUCAAUGGCCGCUGUCACGCGACGACAUUUUCCAGAUUCAAGUUUCGUCAGCAGAUGGUAAUUUUCAGUUAUUUUCUUUUUCUGCCUAUUUUUCAUCUUCCUUUCUCUUUCAAUUCUACGUUCUUCUACUUAGGAUGGUCUCUGAGCGCCUAGCAAGGAUUAAAGUGGUGUUUACCACGCUAUCCACGGCCGUAUUGGCAACAGAGAAGUGUUUCGCCGAAGUAGCAAGAUAACGGUAAACACGGUAACUUUGACCGUUUUGUACAACGUCAAUAUACUUUGGCCGAAAAAUGUUUUUCCAGAAUCGUAAUGUAUAUUCCUCCAAUGUCUGAUUCAUCACUGUGAUUGCUUUCAACAGCGUUGGACUUUUGAUAAAUAAUUAUUUUAAAAUCAGCUCCAGCGCUCUAUCUAAUUUAGUAUGCAAUAUUUGAAAAUUUAUUUUUUAUUCACUUCGGCCGUUUUUCGAUGUUCAUCGAAUGAUAUUGCAUUAAAAGGCCUUUUUCUUCAUCACUGUGUAGUUAUCUCAUUAUUUUGCGUUGCGAUAGUGAUUUCUGAACCGUUUUUUGCGAGGGCUUAUUUUAGGCCUGAUUUGGCUGCUAUCAGACGGAAAAAGUUUGCGGCUCGAUAUUUCUCGUUUAAAGCGAAACUGAAACAAAAGAAAUUCAUUUUUGAAUAGUAUUCGGUAACCUCUACUUGUGAGAUAAAAAUUGGCCGAUUUUAUUUUUUAGCCGGAAAUCAUCGGCCGUUUCUUAGGCGCAGGGCCUCUUAAUCUGCAGGUUGUUUAGAUUUAUCAUGAAAUGGGAUAAUCCAAAACACGUCUGAGCAAAGCUUGUCCGAUAUUUAACUCCGUAGCUUUAUAUUAUCCUUUUUUACCCUACAAACCAAGUGUGCAUUCCACUUCCAAGAGCAUGUGAACUUUGGAUUUUCAAGUGUCUAGGGAAUUCCCCGCAUCUUUGUUUCAGUCGAAGCAAGCCAACGGAUGACAGCCGUGCCAUAUUAUUGCGUAGUUCAUUUCUGUGGAUAAUCUCUCGAGACUACUGCAAAUUCGAAACAACUUUAUGCCUUUUCUGGACUGUGAAAACUACAAAAAUAAUGUGCAAUUAUAGCUCAUACAGCUUUGAGCUUUCUUUGAACAUUCCGUCGCUGGUUGCUAAAAAGUUUUCGCGCCAAAUUCCUUUGCAACAUAUGAUGUGUCUCGGGUUUCUCAUGUGACUCAUUAUUGUGUGUGAACUGUUACUUGCUUGAACAAAGAAAACCCUUGUUCAUUGGCUACUAAAAAUGACGUCUCCUAGAAAAACCAAUCAAUGGUCAUGUAAACACACGCUCACUUCCAUAAAUUACGUUCAUUCAUCGUUCGCAAUCACCUGGCUUUUACUUACGUUAGAGCAAGGUUCAAUUCUCGUGGCAUUUCUUUUUCCACUUUAUCACUUCCAUUCACCUUCUGAUCCUGUUACAGCCGCAAAACGGAUAGCAACGAACUUACCAUGCAAGAUGGAGAGUUUUCUGAUAUCUUUUGCACGAGUAAGCGGUUAGCACAUCCCUCGCACCUUCGUUUUGUUGGCAUUUACGUUCUGAAGAAAGAAGUCGUCGGAAAUGGUAAGUUUAACGCUCAACCGUUACUUGUAUUAUCAAAUUAUUCAAAGCGUUUUCUUCUUAUAAUUAUUUCAACAUGAAGCUUUACUUCUCUUGCGAACAUUGUUUGGAACCCUGGCCCUAAACAAAAGCAACGCUCAGCUAACAUCGUAGCUUAUUACUUAACAUAAAAUUCACUUCCACACUUGCAGGGGGAUAACGAACACAAAAUUAAUCGAAGACGUCGAAAUAGUUAUUUAUCCUUUAAUUUGAUGGUGAGUCUACGUCCUUUUUGUUAUUAUUUUUUCAAAAUUUAUUUUUGUUUUACUCCCAUAAACUGUUAAGAGAUAUUGCGUAGUUCUCUUAGUUUAGGAAUGUGCUUCGUAAUUGAAAUUAUCAAACAAGCUUACUUACGGGGAAUUUCAGUUCUACAACCCGACAAAGGUCGUGAAGACGACUAAAUAACUGUAGUACCUAACUCGUGCACAUUUUAUUCUCUCAGCCUUACAAUAUUCCUACAAUUUUAUGGUGUAAAAGGUUUUACUGAAAUUAGUUAUGGAUUGCGCAACGAUUGUUGAUGAAUGUGACUCCGAUUUUGUACGUCGAUCGUCUUCAUCCCUCUCAAGACUGCAUACACGAUACACUUAACGUUAGGGAGAGACAGUUUUAGCCAUCUAAAUACUUCUGUUUAGAACUUCUACUUUCGAAUCGCUCCCUUUAAAAUCGCGGCAAAGUACUGUACACGUAAGUUUACAUCGUGCUACCAUGUUUGUUUUUAUAUGCAAAUGAGUCUUGUGACUUCCGGGUAAUCUUUGAUCAUGCUCAGAGCAGUGCCAGAGAAAGCGUCACAAAACGGAAGCGUUAUUUAUUUAUUUUUUUUUUCAUCAGUAUCGAUCCUUCUUUGGAGACAGUCAUACUAUGUAAGCAAACAAACAUUUAUUCUGGAUUUUGGAUUAAAAAAUUACCAAGUUCUUCGAAAUCAGGUUUAUUUCAAUAUCCCAAUUUUUUUACUUUAAUACAGACUUUAUUGCUUUUUGCAGGUGUUAAUUCCACUACUUAUUUUUUUGGAACUAAGUGUAGUUGUGCCUAACGUCAGGGUAAGUUUCUUAGUAUCCUUGUUACUACUUUUUGGUAGGACUGUAACAAUUACUAAUAAAGUCAAUAGUAAAGUGUGCUGUUAUGGCCGGUUACAAUUUUUAUUGCAAAGCUGAUUGUUCUUUAGAGUGUUGGAAUACCCUUUGCACUGUUAAAAGUACAGGGAGAGAAUAUAGUUCUCACAGUUAGUGGCUAUUGCUGUUUCAAAAGUGUUUUUCAUGUAAUAUUUUUUCCUUAGCUUUUGCAGUCAAAUUUUAAGAUUUAUUUGAUUGUUUUACUUUAACUGAUAGUGCAUGAACAGCAGUAUGUCACUUGAUUAUUUUUGUUUAUGUCGACAUAGCUUUCCCACCUAAUAUUUGGGGAAGCUGUGUGUGAAUCCUACAUUUACUUGAGUUAAGCUGCCACCUCUCAAUUACAUUUGUAUGCCGCAAUUAGCCGUAAAAAUAUUAAUAUGCAUUUCCUUUUAAUAUAUGCCAAACCUUUACAGCAACAGUGCACUGAACACUUUUUAAUUUUCAUAAAAAAUUUUAAUACUGAUGAAACUUAUUUGAAGGAAAAUAGACCUUAGCAACUGUUAUGUUUCUUUCACUUUUCUUUACUGCACUAUCUUACAGACUAUAUUUGCAAUAUUGGUGAGGAAAUUUAUAUCUUAACUAAAAGUACCACCCCAGAAUAAUGGGCACCCUCACAUAGGUGCCACACUUAAAGGUUGAAAGGGUUAGUGCCAUGGCACCUGUUUAAGCAGAAAUGAGGUAAACUUGCUCAUACUUUGUUUAAUCACAAUGCAUCUCUCUACAGAGCAUUCUAAUUUUCUUGUACAUUUUGUAGGCAACAAAUCAAUGUACUGAGUUUCAGUUCCUGGUACGUAAUACAGAUGGGACAACUUCUUGUGAGGAUUGUGAACACUGCCCUCCUGGUCGAGGACUUUCGCAUGAAUGUGGUACAGAAAUAUCAGGAGAUACAAUGAUUCACUGCAUACCAUGCAGUGAAGGCCGCUCGUUCUCCACCAAUUAUGACACUUCUAGCUGUAUUCUGUGCAGUGCAUCCUGUUCAGAAGAUCAGUUAGUUAAUCAAACUUGCACAACAACAUCAGAUGUCAAGUGUGCAAAGCAGUGUAACAGUAAGGACAGGUAAUGCUCUUGCAAAUUUAAAAAAUUAAGGCUUAAUUUUUAUCAAGAUUAAGACUUACUUAAUAGCAUUUCUAGUUCUUUAUCACUUUCAUGAUGACUGUCAAUCUAACAUAUAAUCAGUUGUUUUUGUCUUGACAUACCAAUCCCCGUUUUCAGUUUGCAUUAUCUGGCAUGUACCCUAAAGUGUUCUCAGCUGUUCUACUUAGGUCUGUUGCAACCCAGUUCAGUGAAUAUGUAACUUCUUUGUUCUUAUGGACCUUGCUUACUUAUCAAUAUAAUUGCUAUUGGCAUGUUUGUAGUGUUGUACCUUUUUUGUUGUAAUUGACAGCUUGCUUAAUCAGGGUUAGCUUUGGUUUAUCUUGUGCACAAAAUGAAGAUUGCAUGUGUACUAAAGGACCUGGCUAUAUAGCUAGUCGUAAGAGGCUGAAAAGGAUACACUUUUAAAUUUUAAUCACUUUUAUAGUUACAAUGGUUCUCUAGCUUACAAGGCUGCUGCCUAACGGGCGCCCGGUCGCCAGAGGCGCCCAAGGUAAGAGCAUGGGCGACCAAAUUUCGGUACAAGGAGCCCGCGCGGGCGCCUGACUUAACACACGGCAUUAGACUUAACCUCCUUGUACAUUAUAUUCCUUUAGCUGGAGUAGGACUUUAAACAGUGGAACUGUUGAUAUGGUUAGCGAUGAUGCGAUUAGGCAGUAUAAAAUUUCCACAAAUAAACCGUAAAUUAUGUAAACCUAACGUGUUCAACUGUGAAGCUUUGUCGAAACGAACGAAGCCAUCGUUUCCGAGUCCGGAUGGCAGUUGAAGACUGGGUCUGAGAUUUGACUUCCAAAUAUGGAAUAGCAAAAUUAUGGGCUGUUUGUUGCCUAUGUUGACAUUCGUGCAGUUCAUCGUUUGCUUGGGUUUUCGUCGAUUUGAUAACUUUUUGUGGCGAGAAUGGGAAGCUAUCUUGCGUGCUAUCGACUGGACGUGCUUGAUGUUCGAUUUCAUGUACCAGUUUGCAACGUAUCAGCAUUUUCAAGAGACUUUAAAAAACAACACGCCAGAGAACGCAGUAUGAUAUUUCAUAUUUGUAAUGUGAUGUCUUUACCUUGAAUAAAGAAAUUAAAGUAAUGAUCAACUUUGUGUUGGUUGUAUUUCUGCCUUGCUGCACGUGCUUAGCGCCCUUUCCCGCUAAAAUCGGCAAAGGUUCUGCUUUUCCCGCUAAAAUCGGCAAAGGUUCUUCUUUUCUCGCUAAAAUCGACAAAGGUUUCAGCAAUUUGUCUUAAGCCCAGUGACUACAAUGGAAUUCUCGCAACAGGUAAGCAAUGUUUAUUUCUUACGACUCCGUAUGUGAACAUUUAUAUUAAUAUAGAUAACGAUUUGGAAACUGUCUCUUUCAAAACAAUAAAAUAUAUUUCCCGCUUUUAAAACACAACCGAAGAUGCUGUGCCUUCAUUUGACCUAUAUUCAAUGCGGUUUUAUUUAAUCCGUAGUGACAGCGAAUUCUUAUUAAAGUGUGCAAGAACCUCUAUAACCUAUGUAAUGAUCUUGGAAAAACAAUACAUGGAUUUCAAACUGGGCUCCUAACAAUGUGGCUCGGGCUCCUAACUUUAAACUUUAGGAGCCCGAAGGGCUCCCUAAAAUUUUUCUUAGGCAGCAGCCUUGAGCUUUAUGUAGUGUUGUUAACUUUACAGGUAUUAUGAUGAAGUAAUUGGUGACUGUAAACGUUGUUCAAAGUGCUGUGGAGAUGCUCAAGAUGUUAUCGAAGAGGAAUGCAAAAGUAAAAUGGGGGCUGCUUCAAACAUGAUCUGCUCUUUUCAAAGCAGUGUAAAUCGGUGUGACAGAGAUACUGAUACCCUAACACCAUCACCACAAGAAACCAGAGCAUCUCAAACUGAGGCAAAUGCAAGUGCAUCCCCUGAGAAUACCACAGAAUCCAAAAACGCAUCAACAGCAGCAUCUUUGGACAAAACAACAGCAUCUCAAAAAGAUAGAGCAACAGAGUCUCCAAAAGUGACCACUGUCGUUCAGAGCACCCCUUUUCCUUCCCAUUUUACACAAAAUGUAACAGGCAUCUUUACAUCAUCUGGAGAAAUAAGGAGUUUGCAGGAUUCACCUAAAGCAAAGCCUGCCGACAACCAAGUUGGAUUAAUUGUUGGUAUAACCGUGGCUGUGGUAUUGGGUCUAGUAUCCUUGGCUGCUUUAAUUAGUUAUUGCUUAUUGUCAAGGUCAUGCUCUAGCUCAAAAGAUCCAGAAAAAGGAGUGUACAAUUCAGUAAAUGAUACUGAACCUUGUCCAGUGGCUAUCAAAGGUAAUCUUUUUAACUACAUAAUUGUGUGUGUAUUGAGCUGUGAUUACUAUAAUAACCCAGACCUGCAAUAGCUGGUAUUAAGCCCUGACAUGCUGAAUUGAGCUCCGAAAAUUCGGUCAUGAAAUAGCAGCCCUUUUGAUUCUUUCUUUCUUUAAAUCUGCACGGUGUCCUGUUUUUCUGGCAACCAGUAUUUAAUGCCUGGUGACCAUUUUAUGAUCUUAGGUCAUCACUGUACCCAUACAAUUUUGGUACAAUAUGUGAGGUUAAAAGAGCUGCACUUAUUUUCAGGAAAAGAUCAAAUUAUUAGUCAGUGCACAUGUACAUUAACUAUUCCAGCUUCAAUUCCAGCUUCAACUAGUAAUAUGGACAAACUAGGUUUGGGUAGUAAUCCCAUAGCUAGAGAAAUAAUUAAACUACAAACAAGGAGUAAGGAACAUUUUUCUAAGUCUGUAUGUCAUCGCUUUUUAAGUAAGUUUGUUGUUAUUGUACAUAUAAAUUUAAUACCCUUACAUUUCAGGAUUGUGUAGUUGUAAAAUUUUGUUGCCAGUGAAUCCAUGAAUUGAUUGUUUUUCCAGGAGACCCGCAUACUAGAGAAAAAAAGCCUUGGAAAGUAAAGUGGACACAAUCAAAAUCAGAAUCAAUUGAUCCACUGUGUGAGAAGGUACAUUUAUUGUAA
Molecule: messenger RNA, 17311 nt
Organism: Porites lobata
Lineage: Eukaryota; Metazoa; Cnidaria; Anthozoa; Scleractinia; Poritidae
Source: the annotation of a GenBank genome assembly